CUCUCUACACUCUCUCUCCCCUUUCGUUUCUUCUCGUUCAAGCAGAUAACUCGAUCAAUCAACGUUCAUCAUUCACCUUUGAACCAGUCAAAAUCCAUAAAAAAAUACCUUCAAUUGCCCCAAUUUUAUCGGCUAUAUGGUCUCUUCCUCAUACUCCAUUCUUUCUUGAUUCUUACCGGUAAGAAUCCCCUCUUCUUCCAUUCACAUUUUACUCUGUAAUUUCAUCUUCAUUCAUCCUCCAUCAUCAAUUACAUAUCAUUUCCAAGGUUAAUUACACUAUCUAGGGUUCUUCACAGCAUGUUUUGACCUAAUUUCUGCAUUGACUGUCUGAUCUGUUAGAAUUUAGGUUAACAAAUUUAGGGUUAACAAACUUAGCGUUAAGAUGACGUCAGCAGGUGUUAUUGCAAUUAAUCCACGUAGUGAGGACUCAAUUUUGCCCUCAUAUGUUAAUAUUCAAGAUGGGAUUAUGAUUCAUUUGGCUAUAUCUGGUAAAGUGGUUCCGAUGAGGGUUUCGGAGUCGGAUUCGAUUGCUUCGGUGAAGCUUCGGAUUCAAAGUUAUAAAGGGUUUGUUGUCAAGAAUCAAAAGUUGGUUUGUGGAGGUAGGGAACUGUCUAGGGGUGAUUGUUUGGUUAAGGAUUAUGGUGUGAGUGAUGGGAAUGUAGUGCAUUUGGUUGUUCGGAUUUCGGAUAUUCAAGUGAUUAAUGUGAAGACGUCGUGUGGGAAAGAGUUUACGUUUCAUGUUGGGAAGAAUCAUGAUGUUGGGUAUGUGAAACGGCAGCUUGCGAAGGGGAAGAAAGGGUUGGUUGAUGUUGAGGAGCAAGAGGUUUUGUUUAAGGGUGAGCAGAUCGAGGAUGAACGCCUUAUUAAUGAUAUUUGUAAGAAUAAUAAUGAUGCGGUGAUCCAUUUGAUUGUUAGGAAGUCUGCCAAGAUUCGCGCAAAGCCUGUUGAAAAGAAUUUCGAGCUGUCGAUUGUUGCGCCGCAGUCGAAUGAUUUGAAAGAACGUGAUCUUGCGGUUAGACAGCUUAAGAAUGGUGGUCACGGUAUAGAGUAUUACGGGUCGGUUCCUAAAGAAGGUUUAAACAGAAAUAUUCGGUUGGAGCCAGUGAUUGUUAACCCAAAGGCUGCUAUCCCGUCUGUACUGCUGGACCUUAUUAACUCUACGUAUGACGGUUUACUAAAAGGGAAUUAUCCGAUAAGGUCGUCCGAGGGUACAGGUGGAGCGUAUUUGAUGAUGGACGCAUCAGGGAGCAAAUAUCUGUCCGUCUUUAAGCCGAUCGAUGAGGAACCGAUGGCUGUAAAUAACCCUAGGGGGUUACCGUUAUCAACGGAUGGUGAAGGGCUAAAGAAGGGGACAACCGUCGGUGAGGGCGCGUUGAGGGAAGUUGCUGCCUACAUUUUAGACCACCCGAAAGGCGAGCGUAGGUCGGUUUCCGGAGAACACAAGGGUUUUUCUGGGGUCCCGCCUACAUUCUUAGCCACGUGUUUGCACAAAGGGUUUAACCAUCCUGAUGGUGUUAAGGAGAAGAUUGGUUCGUUACAGAUGUUCAUGGAGAAUAAUGGAAGUUGUGAGGAUAUGGGCCCGAGUUCUUUUCCUGUAGAUGAAGUACAUAAGAUCUCGGUGUUGGAUAUUAGGAUGGCUAAUGCUGAUCGGCAUGCUGGAAAUAUUUUGGUCAGUAAAUCGGAAGAUGGUCAACCUGUUCUUAUUCCUAUUGACCAUGGUUACUGCCUGCCGACCAGUUUUGAAGAUUGCACAUUUGAUUGGCUCUACUGGCCGCAAGCGCGUCAACCGUUUAAUCCUGAAACAAUUAAUUACAUCAAAUCACUAGAUGCGGAGGAAGAUAUCGCGCUACUUAACUUUUAUGGGUGGAAUUUACCCUCAGAGUGUGCACGGACUUUUCGGAUAUCCACUAUGUUACUAAAGAAAGGCGUUGAGAAAGGAUUUACGCCUUUUGUCAUUGGAAAUAUCAUGUGUAGGGAAAAUUUGAAUACAAAAUCUGUGAUUGAAGAAAUAGUCGAAGAAGCAGAAGGUCUUGUUCUUCCUGGUUUGAGUGAGGCUGCAUUUAUCAAGACUGUUUCAGAGGUCAUGGAUCGUCGCCUAGAUUCGAUCUGCUAACGAAGGUUAUCUGCUAACAAAGGUUUAAUAGAAUAUAAAUAAGUAGCAUGUAACUUCAUUUCUUUUGGUGUAUAAGAACCUACCUAUGUGCAUAUGUUUUCGCCACAUGUGUUUAUGAUGGUGGAUAUGUUUUAAACUCUUCAGCAGUUAAAAGUUGCUUGCUUUUGAUUA
Molecule: messenger RNA, 2284 nt
Organism: Helianthus annuus (common sunflower)
Lineage: Eukaryota; Viridiplantae; Streptophyta; Magnoliopsida; Asterales; Asteraceae
Product: phosphatidylinositol 4-kinase gamma 4
Exons: 2
Coding region: 383-2113 (576 amino acids)
Molecular function (GO): protein binding
Source: RefSeq, a predicted model, not a curated record